GUGCAUGGCUCAAGUGAAUGACCGCGUUUUGGUCAAUGGUCAUGCGGCUGUUGUGCGCUACGUAGGAAGUGUGGUGGAUCAUCCUGGAGUAUGGGUAGGAGUGGAAUGGGAUGAUCCCAAUCGUGGAAAACAUGAUGGAAUGGUCAAUGGUGUACGAUACUUCACAACUUCGACACCAAAAGGAGGCUCACUGGUAAAAAUUCAAAAUGUUUGCACUGGAGUGGAUAUACUCACAGCGAUUCAAAAACGGUAUGCGGAUGAUGUUGACGAAAAUGUAUUCGUUGUUAGCAGCAAACCAGUAGAGUUGGUCGGGAUGCAGUCAACAUCCUUGAAGCAAAGUAAUGUCCAUCGACUAAGUCACAUAGUUUUGGAGAGUUGUGGUGUUGCAAAACCACCACCGCAGACUUGUGCGCCAUUCAAAAGAUGUGUUUCGUUGAAUCUAUUCAACAAUCUCUUGCAACGAUGGGAUGACAUUCAUGAGAUUUUGAAGUACUUUCCUGUGCUAAGAGAGCUGGUCUUGAGAAAAAAUCGAAUGGAGUUGGCUAAAGAAGGGCCAGCUUGGGCGGACGUGGAUCAUUUGCAGGAUCUCGUCAUCAGCGAUUGUGGGCUCACAGCGGAUUCAGUGAGCAAUAUUCUUCUAUACUUGCCUAGUCUGCGAAGCAUCUUCGCCGUUAGUAAUAAAUUCGCGAAUUUCCGAGUCCCCAAUCUGGCGGGUAAUCUUACGACUCUAGAUCUUGGAAGUAACCCCAUUAGAUGCUUUUCAAAUAUCUCAGGGAAUCUUAACAGAUUAGAGAAGUUGAGCGUUGCUGAUUGUGGUAUACAAACGAUCUCCAUCGGAGAGGGCCAAUUUCCCAACCUGAGCACUCUGAAUAUCAAGGACAACCCAAUAUCA
This is a messenger RNA of Cylicostephanus goldi, 892 nucleotides long. NCBI's taxonomy places the organism in Eukaryota, Metazoa, Nematoda, Chromadorea, Rhabditida, Strongylidae. The record is from the annotation of a GenBank genome assembly.